GCGCGGGCCUACACCCUCUUCGCCGAGUCCAUGGGCCGCACCGCCUAUGCCCGCGGCACUCUGGCGCCGCGCCGUGGCAUGACGGCCGAGGUGCCCGACCUGCGCCCGGCGCCGCUGCUGACGAUGGCUGACAUGGGGCCGGACAUGGGCGGCGACAUGCAGAUGGACCAUGCCGGGAUGGACGCGGCGCCGCCGAGUGGCGGCGGCAUGGAUCAGGCGGGUACGGACCAUGGCGGCAUGGAUCAUGGCGACAUGACCGGGAUGUCCGGGGUGUCCGGGGCGAUGUCGGACGCGAUGCCCGGCCAGGGCCAGAUCGAGAUCCGGCUGACCGGCAACAUGGAGCGCUACAUCUGGUCGAUCGACGGCGUGAAGUACAGCGACGCCGAGCCGAUCCGGCUGACCUACGGCGAGCGGGUGCGCUUCAAGUUCGUCAACGAGACCAUGAUGACGCACCCGAUGCACCUGCACGGCAUGUGGUCGAUCCUCGACACCGGCCAGGGCCAGUGGGACCCGAUCAAGCACGUGGUCAGCGUCGCCCCGGGCACCACCGUCUACAUGGAGACCGAGGUCGACGCGCCGGGCCAGUGGGCCUUCCACUGCCAUCUGGCCUACCACGCGGAGUCCGGCAUGUUCCGCAAGGUCGUCGUCGAGGGCGGGCCCCAGGCCGCGCUGCCCGGCGAGAGCCUGCCGGGCCGG
Molecule: messenger RNA, 696 nt
Organism: Symbiodinium sp. CCMP2456
Lineage: Eukaryota; Dinophyceae; Suessiales; Symbiodiniaceae
Source: the annotation of a GenBank genome assembly